GGCUGCCAAUUGCUUUUAAGCAAGAGUGAAGCUGCUGCUGCUGGGCUUUGCUCCCACCCACUGCCUCUGGGGGUGAAUCCCGGCUCCAUCACCUCCCUCCUGCCCAAAUGGCCUCUGGGCUCAUGCCAGGGAUGUGCAAAGUGCUGCCACAUCUGUCCCCUCCUGAGCCCAGGGAGCAGCCCUGGAGAGCCCCUGCAGCAGGGGUGUGCCUGGGCAUGCUGCCAGAAGGGCAUGUCCAGAUCAAAAACUCUCCAAAUUACUCAACAACUUUCACUUUUGACAGGAGGCAGUGCAAGAGAAAACAGGUGUCAGGCUGGGACGGGGUGAUAAUUUUUUUGGUUUUCAGACACCUCAGCUGGGAUCAGGGGACCCUUUCAAUACACUUGGUGACAGUCAAGUAGGUCCUGCUCCAGCCAGAGCCCAGGACAGAGCUCAGCAUCUCCAGGUUGUGCUCCAGGGAGGAGGAUGCUCUGUGGUUCCCCCAUCCACUGCUCUCUGCUGGCUUUUGUCAUUUCCACUUUAGUUUUCCAAGUUCCUCAGGGGCACUCAGCUCCACUCACCGUCACUGCACCCCCCGGCCCCAUCACCGUGGCCAAGGGCGAGGACGUGGUGCUGCCCUGCAGCUUCUCCCCGGGGCAGAAUGCACAGGACACGGAGGUGACCUGGUUUCGGGAGCACUUCUCGCCCUUUGUGCAUCGCUACAAGUUGGGCCAGGACCAGUUUGGGGAGCAGAUGGUUCAGUACCAAGGGCGCACUGAGCUGGGGAAGGACGGCCUUGCCAAGGGCAGCGCGGACCUGAGGAUCUUCCACGUCCGACUCUCUGACACAGGGAAUUACACCUGCUUUGUUCGUCGUGGCUCAGAUUACGAUGAGGCUCUGGUGGAGCUCAAGGUGACAGGGAAACAAGCCCAGGAACUCGCGAACGUGGUUCUGGAUCCAGACACAGCCCACUGUGAGCUUGUCCUGUCUGACAAUGGCAAAGGUGUGAAACGACUUGACACACGACAGGACAUCCCCGACACCCCCAAGAGAUUUAACCCGUGGCGCUGCGUUCUGGGCUGUGAGGGCUUCACCUCGGGGAGACACUACUGGGAGGUGGAGGUGGAGAAUGCAGGAGAAUGGAUUGUGGGGAUUUUUAGAGAUGGUUAUUUGUACCUAAGUUGUCACUUGCUCCAGCCAACCACCCAGCAACCUUCCAGCCACUUCCAUCAUUCCUUGUGCCCCUUUCUGCCUGCCCUGAGCCACAUGGGCAGCACUUGUCCCCUUGAGAACAAGGGGUUUGAAGAACUUUCCUGGCAGUGCAGGACAGGGAAGCAGAGGGAUGGGGAGUGGCCUGGCUCCAGCCCACUGCCCGUGCUGCAGGGCAGGGUCCCUGUGCCAGCUGCCCUCAGCCCCUCGUCUGCCCCGGCACAGGGACGCUGCCAGCGCCAUGGCCCGGCCCGGCAGCACCCCAACCACGCGCAGCAGCCGCUGCUGUGUCCCAGCUCAGCUGCCUCAGCAAACUCACACUUCUCUCUUCUUCCUACGGGGUCUCUCCCAGCUCCACUCACCGUCACUGCACCCCCCGGCCCCAUCACCGUGGCCAAGGGCGAGGACGUGGUGCUGCCCUGCCGCUUCUCCCCGGGGCAGAAUGCACAGGACACGGAGGUGACCUGGUUUCGGGAGCACUUCUUGCCCUUUGUGCAUCGCUACAAGUGGGGCCAGGACCAGUUUGGGGAGCAGAUGGUUCAGUACCAAGGGCGCACUGAGCUGGGGAAGGACGGCCUUGCCAAGGGCAGCGCGGACUUGAGGAUCUUCCACGUCCAACUCUCUGACACAGGGAAUUACACCUGCUUUGUUCAACGUGGCUCAGAUUACGACGACGCUCUGGUGGAGCUCAAGGUGACAGCCAGCGGCUCUGCCCCGCUCAUCGCGCUGGAGCGCUACGAGCACGGGGGGAUCCGGGUGGCCUGUCGCUCUGCCGGCUGGUACCCACGGCCCCGGGUGCUGUGGCACGAUCCCCACGGGCGCCGUCUCCCGUCCCUCUCGGAAAACGCUACCCAGGACAAGAACGGGCUCUUUGCAGCUGAGAGCAGCAUCAUCCUCACCAGGGCUGGGAACCAGGAACUCUCCUGCUCGGUGCAGCACCUCCCGCACACACCAGGGCAGGGACCGGCCCUUUACGUCUCAGGUGAGUCGAGGAUGGGGCACGGCCCUGCCGACGGGCCCCACGGAGCUGUGCUGGGCACAGCACCCCCAGGCCCCUGGCAGGACACGUGCUCAGCGUGUCAAGGCCAUUUCCAUCCCACCUGUGCAAACGGCCGCGGCUUUCGGCAGCGUUGGUGCAGGAGUGCUGCCAAAACCCACCGGGGCCGUCUGCAGGGGCCGGUCAGGGGGCAAAGGUACAACCCUCCCUGUGGCAGAGUUUAUACAGACCCCUGGCUGAAAGAAGCACAUUCCCAGAAAGAAAUAGAGGAACAAGCCCAGGAACUCGCCUGGAGAAGACAUGCAGUGCCCAUAGAAGAAGGGAACGUGGUUCUGGAUCCACACACAGCCCACUGUGAGCUUGUCCUGUCUGACAAUGGCAAAAGGGUGACACGAGUUGACACACGACAGGACAUCCCCGACAGCCCUGAGAGAUUUAACGUGUGCCACUGCGUUCUGGGCUGUGAGGGCUUCACCUCGGGGAGACACUACUGGGAGGUGGAGGUGGAGAAUGCAGGAGGAUGGAUUGUGGGGAUUUUUAGAGAAGAUAUGAGAAGGAAGGGUUAUAUUGAGCUCAAACCAGAGGAAGGCAUCUGGGCAGUGGGGAAACACACAGUCAUGAAAGCUUUCACCUCCCCUAGUCCCACUCAAUUUUCUGAAAUCAAGGCUCCCAGGCGGAUCCGGGUCUCUCUGGAUUAUGAAAUGGGACUGGUGGCAUUUUUCAGUGUUGAUGAGGGGAUUCCCAUCUUCGGGUUUCCACGGGUAUCAUUUGGGGGGAAAAAAGUCCACCCUUGGGUCUCUCUAGGUCCUGAGACAUGUCUGAAAAUGUGGCCCUGAUGAAGAGGUGGCAGUAAGAGAAGGGUCUCCAAGGGUGGAGAUCUCGUUACCUCUCUGCACCUCUCUUCCAUGCUGCAUCUCUCCAAGAUCUUUCUCUGAGGCCAGACAUACUGUUCUGCUCCCAGUGCAGAUCAGUGGGAGAGGCCAUGGCCAAGACCUUGUGUUAUGAGAGCACCUCACAUCAUUUCCAGGUGUGGGGAAAAGGGACUUUCUCUCCUGCUUCUGAGGGUGUUCCUUACAGAUGGAGGGUGGAACCAUUGCUUCCUUGUCUCAGGCUCAGUGAGCAUUUGACAUGUAAACCACCCUCUCUCUGUACACUUCUCUUAUUCGUGUUGUUGCUGUUCCUGUUGGUUUUAUGGUAUCAUUGCUGUUUCCAGGGAAUUGUUCUUCUCUCCACCCAUGAUCUUUGCCUUUUGUGCUCUCAACCAGAGGUGGUGGCAGGGGGAGUGAGCAGCAUCUGCUUUGGGAGGGUCUGGAUGGGAGCACUUGAUUGGGGAGCACCAUUCCUAAAACACCACACAUGCUUUCACAGCAGAUCCUCCAUUCCAUGGAGAUCCAGCAGGCCUGGACCUUCCCAAGGGAAGGCUUCACCCCAAGAGAACUGGUAAGGAGGGAGACUUCAGUGCAGGUGGUGGGUUUGUGGCCUAAACUCAGCUCUUGAAAGAAACCUCCAAGACCAAAGUUGUGAGUUUGAGAAGCCAGGCCUUCUUUUAUCAGGGUGCACUGAAGUGACUCCAGCACGCCGGGUGCCCUGGGAAUCAGUUCCCAAAGUGCACCCAGAGGGAUCCUCACCACAGCUCUGUGAUAGUUUUCACACCGGGCCUUCCUGGAGACCAGCUUGUAACCAGGAAGGAACUAGGAAGGUGACCCAGGAAGUAUUCCAUGCUCUUCCUUCAUGUCACCUGGGGUAUCAAUAAGGCAGAGAUA
This is a messenger RNA of Pipra filicauda (Wire-tailed manakin), 3948 nucleotides long. RefSeq names its product butyrophilin subfamily 2 member A2-like. NCBI's taxonomy places the organism in Eukaryota, Metazoa, Chordata, Aves, Passeriformes, Pipridae. The transcript has 11 exons. Gene Ontology annotation, molecular function: protein binding. The record is from RefSeq and is a predicted model, not a curated record. Bases 466 to 3021 code for a protein of 851 amino acids.